AUGGUGUUGUAUAUGCUAUCGAUUUUUCAGCUCGUCGUCUGGACGGCCAUAUCAGCGAUAGCAAACUUGCACGGCCGUUUCGGCGUGGAAAUCGUCGGUGAAGUUCCCAUUGGACUACCACCACCACGAGUGCCACUAUUUGAGGGAGUAUUGAUAAAGAAAUUGAUAGUUCCGGCAAUCAGUAUUGCUGUUGUGGCUUAUGCCGUCACCGUGUCUAUGGGAAAAUUGUUUGCUCGAAAACACAAAUAUCGUAUCGACCCAGAUCAGGAGAUCUUCGCGCUUGGAAUUUCUGGUACUAUCUCGUCGUUUUUCUCGGUGUUUCCCACUUCCACCUCAUUAUCAAGAAGUCUCGUUAAUGAAGGAGCCGGUGCCCGAACGCAGGUCUCUGGACUGGUAGCAUCAUGUGUUAUUCUGUGUGUAAUACUGUUAAUCGCUCCACUACUGAACAGCCUACCGAUGUGCGUGCUGAACUCCAUCGUCGUCGUGGCGUUGUCUUCGCUGCUGACCAAAGUCACAGAAUUGCGAUAUCUCUGGCGAUUCUCCAAGCCGGACGUGAUUGUUUGGGUUUCUACUGCUCUGGUCACUAUUUUCUGGGACAUCAUCGAAGGACUCGCUACUGGAAUGGUGCUUGCACUGAUCUCAGUUGUUGUUCACACACAAAGGCCGAAUGUCUCUUUGCUCGGCGAGGUUGUUAGGUCAGACUUCCGUGGAAUUUACAACUACACACGAGCCAAGCGGACUGAAACUCCAAUUCUGCGAUUUGAUGCGCCUGUAAUCUUUACCAACGUGCAAGUACUAAAAGAAUAUAUAAGAAAAACAAUCAAGCUUGAACCAGAUUCCAAUGAGAAGAAAAAUGAUGAGAGUAUGGCAAUGGGACCUAACUGGAAGGCGAUCAUAUUGGAUUGCCGGGCCUGGACCUAUACGGACGCAAUGGGUGUAGAGGCAAUGAAAGAGUUGAACGAUGAACUCCGCUCCAAACAAGUAUUUCUGAUACUGGCCAAUAUGAAAAGUUGCCUUCGGCUCCAAUACGCCUAUGCUGGACUGUAUAGGACGUUCCCUGCUAGAAUUCGAACGAACUCGGAAGCAUUCUUCAAGGCUGACAAGGAUGACCUCGUUGGCGUCAAGUAG
Haemonchus placei is the source of this 1128-nucleotide messenger RNA. The record is from the annotation of a GenBank genome assembly. NCBI's taxonomy places the organism in Eukaryota, Metazoa, Nematoda, Chromadorea, Rhabditida, Trichostrongylidae.